GCACCACUGCGGCUAGCUCCACAGCCACAGUGCAGUGUGCUUUUCUGUAGUCCAGAUGGCUAGGCUGGGGGCAUUGCUUCCUUUGGCCCUCGCGGCCGUCGUCCUCCUGCUCGCCGUCGCCGUGGACGCCGCCACGCCUGCCGCCAGGCCACCCAAGGCCCAGGGGCCGAAAGACCCGCAGCCACCGCGGAACGAGAAGCCCAAGCCGAAGCCGAUGAAGGUCAAGUGCAAGGACCGCAAGCUCUACCCUUACUGCUAUGGUAAACCCAUGGAGUGCCCCGCCGAGUGUUCCCAGUCGUGCUACGCCGACUGCAACUCCUGCAAAUCCGUCUGCGUGUGCAGCGUUCCGGGGGCCUGCGGCGACCCGCGGUUCAUCGGCGGCGACGGCAACGCCUUCUACUUCCACGGCCGGAGGGACGCCGACUUCUGCGUCGUCUCCGACCGGGACCUCCACAUCAACGCCCACUUCAUCGGCAAGCGCGGCGCCGACGGCAUGUCUCGGGACUUCACCUGGAUCCAGGCCAUCGCCGUGCUCUUCGACGGCCACCGCCUCUACGUCGGCGCCCGGAAGACCGCCGCCUGGGACGACGACGUCGACCGCAUGGAGCUCGCCCUCGACGGCGUGCCCGUGAGCCUCCCGCAGGAGGUGGACGCGACAUGGACGUCCAGCGCCGUGCCGAUGCUGUCGAUCACCCGCACCAAGGCGGCCAACGGCGUGCUCGUCGUGCUCGACGGCAAGUUCAAGAUAAGGGCCAACGCCGUGCCCAUCACCGAGGAGGAGUCGAGGGUGCACCGGUACGGCGUCACCACCGACGACUGCCUCGCGCACCUCGACCUGGCCUUCAAGUUCGACACGCUCACCGGCGACGUGCACGGCGUGGUCGGCCAGACCUACCGCUCCGACUACGUGAACGGGUUCGAUGUCAAGGCAUCCAUGCCCACCAUGGGAGGGGAGAGCAACUUCGCCACGUCCAGCCUCUUCGCGCCCGACUGCGCCGUGGCGCGUUAUCACGCACCAGCUGGUCACCGUGGUGAUGGCGUUGCAAUGGCGUGAGAGCUAGCUGGCGCCAUCACCUGUGCCAGUGUGGUGUGUGAGGAGUAACUGAAGGUGUACCUCUACUUAUUAUAUACUGCAAGCCUAAGAGCGGGGUAAACUACGAUGUUGUCGGAGUUGUACCAAGCAUGCAUGUUUGCUUGGUCGUGAAAUUCACAGUAAUAAACUUGCUAUUGGUUGAUGUGUUCAAGGAAAAUUAUAAUAUCAAUUAUAUUGGUGACCUAUA
Messenger RNA from Setaria italica (foxtail millet), 1280 nucleotides. RefSeq lists its product as uncharacterized. Lineage: Eukaryota; Viridiplantae; Streptophyta; Magnoliopsida; Poales; Poaceae. The transcript is spliced from 2 exons. The coding region runs from base 56 to 1054 and encodes 332 amino acids. The record is from RefSeq and is a predicted model, not a curated record.